Molecule: messenger RNA, 2200 nt
Organism: Micropterus salmoides (largemouth bass)
Lineage: Eukaryota; Metazoa; Chordata; Actinopteri; Centrarchiformes; Centrarchidae
Gene: fam151a
Product: family with sequence similarity 151 member A
Exons: 14
Coding region: 68-2023 (651 amino acids)
Source: RefSeq, a predicted model, not a curated record
ACCCCAAAACACGUGCAUGCGCUGACCGGUUUGUUCUUUUGCAAGUCUUCCCUUCUCCCCUGUGAACAUGACACACAGCCUGGACGCUGAAGAGUCUGGUUUGUUUCUAAAAGUGUGCAGCAUCGAAACAACAAGGCAGAUUAACAUAACAUCUAAAGCUUUUACAGAGACUACAUAUUUUAAUCGUAAAGACAGCAGAAAGACCCGGCAGAAAAGGAUGGGAGAAAGAGAGGACAAUCAGAGAGGGGAAAGGAUUAGCACAGAAGAAAACAGGAUGAGGGCGCAAGGUUUGGACUUAGGACAAAAGAAACAGCAAGACCUUUAUCUGGCCUCUCUAACAAAACAGCAGCUGAUAAUGAUAUCUGUGGCUGUUGGACUUGUCCUCCUGCUGAUUGUCAUAACUGUCACAGCAGUGUUGCUCACCACAAAGUCAGAUUCCUCAGCUCCUCUUCCCUUGUUUUCCACUGGUGGAGACAUGCUGGACUUCCUGGUUCAGUCGGGUCACAUCAGCAAACCUGACGGUCUGUUGGCUACCUGGUUUCACAGAGCCAACAGCAAGAAGGAAAUGAACAAAGCUCUCGCAAGUGAUGUUAUGAUCCUGGAGUCUGAUGUCACUGUGGAGGGUCAUGGGACACCCAAUGAGAAGCCAGUCCCUAUCAUGGCCCACCCCCCUGACAUCUAUAGUGACAACACUCUGGACCAAUGGCUGGAUGCUGUACUGGCCUCUAGAAAAGGCAUGAAGUUGGAUUUUAAGUCUUUGGCAUCAGUGGGUUUGUCAUUGGACCUGCUAAGUGGAAAGAACAGUAGCAGAGGGAUAAACAGGCCUGUGUGGCUUAAUGCCGACGUCCUCCGAGGACCCAACGUACCAAACUUCCUGCCUCCAGUCAAUGGAACCAGAUUUCUGCAGCUGAUUCAGGAGAAGUUUCCAGACGUCACUUUGUCUCCUGGAUGGAAGGUAGCCUAUGCUCCUCCACUUUUCAUUAAAACCUAUACCAGGUCCAUGGUGGAAGACAUGUAUGAUAUGAUCAAAGAUGUCCCGCAAAAGGUGACGUUCCCAGUCCACGCCCUGUUGGUCCGCAGUGGCUGGCAGCACAUCAGCUGGCUCCUCAGCCAGUCACCACGGUUCAGUCUGACACUGUGGCAGGGUUCGAUUCACCCGAACAUCAGUGACCUGCUGUUCAUACGGGACAACACUCAACCCACCAGAGUCUACUACGAUAUCUAUGAACCAACGCUGUCUGCCUUUAAACAGGCUGCAAUGCAGCGGGGCCGUCUGAGGCGGUUCUAUCCUGGAGGAGACCUGAUGGACUUCCUCUAUCCAGUUCACAGCUCAGAUACCAACUUCCUGUCCGCAUCCACACAACCCAACAGCCUGGGCAUCCAUUGGUUUACAGUCACUGAUCAGACCUCCCUGUUAGCUCAGCUUUCAGAUGGUGCUGGCGGCAUGUUGGUGGUUCGGGUGGCUUCUGACAGCAACCGGCCUGAAGUCCCUCUGGUGGAAGGUUCUGCAAAUCGCUCAGAGGCCCUCACACUGCAGGAUGUCCUGCAGCUGCUUGGGAAAAGGGCGGAUGUACCCUGGGGUGUUCACCUUCGGAUCCACACUCAACAGCUUCUGGAAGCUUCUCUUGAACUGCUGCACUCAGCCUACAGCAGAGAGAAGCUCUACAGGCCUGUCUGGAUCAGCAUGGAGGGUUUACAGAGCACUGACAACACAAAGGAGUUUGUAUCCACAGUAGAGAGGCUGUUCCCUUACGUCACCCUCGUCCUGACGGAGCAGAACUGGCCUCCUCUGAUCCCGGCGACAGUGACGGGCUUGUCUCAGAGAGCGGCUCUACAUCUGAACACGGCCUUGCUGCCCGAAGGACAGGAUGCGCUUAACUCGCUAAUGGGAAUGAUGGAUAGAUAUGACCUGUUAGUGGAGGAGGACACAGAAAGCAGUGCUGGAGCUUUUACAGCCUUCAAAGGACUUAUGGCCCAACGUACAGGGAGAUCAACCACAAACCUGUAUCUGAUUUCUGACUGAGUAGAUCUAUCUAUCUUCAGAGUGUGAUACUCAGUCAGAGCCUAAAUGAUAAAUUGGAGGGCUAAUUUUUUCACCUGAUAUUGGCUCAUCACUGAUCAAUUUCUUGUUCAUAAUGCAAUAAAAGCGGUUGGUUGUAUUGUCUUGCACUGAAAGAAAAUAAAAUGUAGGAACACUCUG